GUAGCUUUAGUUACCAGUGCCCUAACCCACUUUUUUUGUAGCCUUGUUGUUUCUUUCUUUUCCGUUUUCUCUUUCUUUUCAGCGAAAGAUGGCUACAAUUGUAAGUCAGAUCGAGGAUGUUGAAAAUAACAUAAGAGGGUGUGAAAAUGAACUGGACAUGAUUGACAGAAGUCUUCGUUUAAAGAAAAUGUCAGAUGGUGAAAGGGAUGAAUUAGUGAACAAACAAAAGCAAUUAAAAGAAGAGAUCAAAGAACAUGAGAAAUUCUUAGGAACUCUACGUAAAGAAAACAGAAAAUCCAUGGUCAUGUCGGUGGCAAUCCUUGCACUCUUUGUUCUUGGAUACCUACUAAUAUGUAGCUGAACCUUAUUGAUACAAAAUAAAAACCCUGUACAUAUAUAGAAAACUGAAUUUUAUCAUACAGAGAGAUUAAAAACAUUGAAUGCUCUGAAUGUUCAGCUGUUUCUGUGUAAUUAUAUUUUAGAUCCACUUUCAGCUCUCUCUGACUUUUGAAUUAAAUGUCAAAACAUG
Orbicella faveolata is the source of this 529-nucleotide messenger RNA. RefSeq names its product coiled-coil domain-containing protein 167-like. Lineage: Eukaryota; Metazoa; Cnidaria; Anthozoa; Scleractinia; Merulinidae. The record is from RefSeq and is a predicted model, not a curated record.